Achroia grisella is the source of this 3230-nucleotide messenger RNA. RefSeq names its product tyrosine-protein kinase-like otk. The record is from RefSeq and is a predicted model, not a curated record. Bases 578 to 2593 code for a protein of 671 amino acids. The transcript is spliced from 17 exons. Gene Ontology annotation, biological process: protein phosphorylation; multicellular organism development; positive regulation of kinase activity. Gene Ontology annotation, molecular function: ATP binding; transmembrane receptor protein tyrosine kinase activity. Gene Ontology annotation, cellular component: signaling receptor complex. Lineage: Eukaryota; Metazoa; Arthropoda; Insecta; Lepidoptera; Pyralidae.
UGUCGAGUAGUUGAAACCAAUAAGCAACUACAGUCUACUUUCUUCGUUUAGAAAUCACCGUUUUCAGACUACAGCAUUAUUUAAUAUAACGACGUUCAUUAAUUCCUUUAAAAUUACAACCGUUCAAUUUAAAAUGUAUUUUAUCUACUAAGUAAAAUUUAUUUUAAAGCUAACUUAAUGACCGACUUGAUAGUGAUAUCCAUUAUUUCUGAUUCUGAACGAUACCGGUGAAUGAACUGUCAAAUAUGUAAUGAAGUUAGCCGCUGUCUGGAUUCCAUAAAAUUGCGUUAGUGUACAUCUGUGUAAGGUAUUAUUACAGAUGUGUGCUAUAAGGGCACGACGGCCCACCCGCCGUUGACGGGCGAAGCAAACCAAAACUCGUCCCUACCUUUGCUUGCAGUCCGAUAUUUACCGGGGCGUUGAGUGCCGGUAAAACUGUUUACAAAUCCGAUUUUCAAGUAUAAUAAUGCAAGAACGUGUAUUUUCUUCGGGUGUUCAAAAUUAAAAAUGCACCGACGGUUUUUAAAAAUCGAACUGUAACGCUCGUUAGUGGUGGUCACUGUGAGAAUAGUGAAAAAUGUGUUUGUUCCGUGGGACAUUGUUUUUGUUCCUUCUGCUUACUGUAUCCGAAGCAGGACAACAUUUGGUUCAUAGACAAAGAUCGCACAAGGGGCCUCGAAGACAUCGCGCUAUCCACGAUGGCGCGCUUCGCUUUGAACCCGAACCGUAUAGUAAGAAAUUGGAGCGCAACAGUUCUGGCAAAAUACAUUGCAAAGUUGCCGGCGGUGUCGCUCCAACUAUACAGUGGUACCUGAAUGAAGAGGACGCGCUACCAGAAGGCGUGACAUCAGUAAACGGCACACUCCUGGUCUCGGAAGCAGCUCGUCGCCACACCGGCAACUACACUUGCCGAGCGGUCGACGGCAACAGUACCAUCAGGGCGACCAUUAGUUUGGAUAUUGUUGUAUCGCCACGUAUCCUGGAGCCAUCAUCUGGUCAGCAAGUCAACGUGGUGGAGGGUCAAACAGCUGUCCUCAACUGUCAGGCAACAGGCGACCCGCAACCUACGACCCAGUGGGAUAGAAACCGCACACUGUUACUCCAACAAUCCGGUGUAAGUCUUGAAGGUUCUAUCAACGCAUCUUCAGCCAGAUUUCUGGUACUAAAUAACGGUACUCUUCUAAUACGGAAUGUGAAGGAAGAUGAUUCGGACAUAUACGGGUGCCUAGCGGGUAGUGCGGCGGGGUUGGCCAGGAAUGAACUUUUAUUACUUGUUCAUGCAGAAGGCGCCCUGCCGGUUCAGGAGUCGACAGGGGUGGGAGGCAAGGCAGUAGUCGUGUCGAUAUCUGUGGCAGCCGCCUAUAUGAUCCUUGUUCUGGCCCUUAUGUAUUACUGUCGACGACGACGGCUACGCAGCCGACAAAGAGGCGAAAAAAUUGAGCUAGAAAUGGCAGAAGGUAGAGAGAAGUUGGUAGAAGAAGGCGAAGAGGAGAAACCGAAGGUCGCCAAUGGGUCUGCAGUGCAAAACGGACGACUCCUACCACAUGAUAGAGAUAGUGGCGCAGAUAACUCUGAAGUGUCCGGGAUAUCGCGAGCGUCAAAGAAAUCUGGACAGUACGACCAUCUGACUGUGCCCCGGACGCUGCUCACUGAACAAAUAACACUGGGUCGUGGAGAAUUUGGAGAAGUGAUGUUAGCGAAGAUAGACAUGUGCCAAGUGAAGAAGCUGAAAUGUAAGGAUGACGCGGAAACUGAGCCGAAACUGAGACCAGUGCUGGUCAAAGCGCUCACCACUAAGGAUGAGGCCCAACUGUCGGAGUUCAGACGACAAUUGGAACUAUUUGGUCGAGUCCGUCACGAAAACAUCGUCCGCCUGAUUGGUCUGUGCAACGAAGCCGACCCGCAUUAUAUGUUGUUGGAGCACACCGACUGGGGUGACCUGAAGAAUUUCCUGAUCGCAACCCGCACCCCCGAGGAGAACGCGGAGUACAUGUCUCGCGUGGGCCCGGCGCACCCCCCCGCGGUGGCGGAGCGCCCGGCCGUGCCGCUGGAGCCCCAACACAGGGCUCUGCUGGCCGCACACCUCGCCGCCGCCGGCGCCAGGCUGGCCGCCAAGAGAGUCACGCACAGGGAUAUAGCGGCUCGGAACUGCGUAAUAACCUCACAGCUGCAACUGAAGCUGUCUCUAGCGGCGCUCACACGCGGCCCGCAUUCACACGAGUACUGUAAACGUCACGAUCAGGUGAUACCUUUGCGGUGGUUGCCGUCGGAAGCCGUAUUGGAGGGAGAAUACUCAACAAAAUCGGACGUGUAUAUGUUUGCAGCUACAGUUUGGGAGAUAUACACAAAAGCGGAAUUACCUUUUGGCAAAUUAAACGAUAAUUCCGUUAUGGAGAGGCUGAAGAGUGGUACAUUGGAGUGGGUGGUACCAGGUUCGAUGCCCGACCCACUGGCCGCUUUGCUGAAACGCUGUUGGAGCAAAUCGCCAUCAGACAGACCGCAGUUCACGGAAAUAUGCGAGGAAAUGAGCACUAUAAUGCAGAAUAUCACGGCGGACGAUAUCACGGAACAAACUGCGGAGAACGAGGCUUAAAUUUAACGUAAGGGUGAAUUAAUGUGUAAAUACAAUUGUAUAAGUAAGGCUUCUGUUUUGCUGUGAGCGAGCAGCGAUUAUGUUAGCGUAGUUGUAAGUCAAACAUCUCUAUUGAGGUGUGCCUAAUAGUUUCAAAUGAUAGUAUUAUUUCAAAAUUAAUAUAACGAUAUUAAUUAUUUCAAUAUAUUUAAUUGAAUGAAUUGAUCUCAUCCAAAUUUUGGUUUAUUUUUCUGUGAAAAAAUUGCAGUUAUAUAGAAAAUUACCGUAAGGGGUCAUAUGUACAUUAUGAUAUAGUUAUAAGUUAAAGAAAGAGACGGUCAAUGAAAUGUUUUUUUUAUUUUUCAUUUUUUUUUGUGUAUGUGUGAAAUUCGUAUGACAUAAUUUUUCUAUGGUCCCUUAGAAUGAAUGACAAGAAGUUCUAUUAAAUUUAGUGAUUGAGAAGUAUAGAAAUAAAUUAAUUAUUACUUAAGAUGUAAGUUAGACUAUUUUAAUAAGCUAUAGCUUAUAGUUGAUGAGAAUAUUAUGCCUACUACUAUUAAUAAUAUACUACUAAAUGGAUUGUAGAUAAUUUUGUUAAUUAAACUAAUUGUUUUGUCGAACAAAUUUACUACUUCAUCAUUUUUUAAAUAUUAUAUUU